CCAGUCCGUUUAUUUAGAAGGCUAGAGAGCCCCAAAAGAACACACCCCAUAAAUCAUAAUCAUAUUCUUCUCCCCAAAAGAAUACAACGGCUUCAAGAACAAUGGAAAUAUCUAUAAUCAUGAUCUUCACCGUGGUCGCACUAAUGUCCGGCGAGAGAGCAAUCGCAGUGGAUUGCUCCUCAUUGAUACUUAACAUGGCAGAUUGUUUGUCUUUCGUGACAAGUGGUAGUACAGUGAAGAUACCUGAAGGGACAUGUUGCUCAGGGCUCAAGACUGUGAUUAGGUCAGGACCAGGAUGUCUUUGUGAGGCUUUUAAGAAUAGUGCCUCUCUUGGUGUUACUCUUGAUCUUACCAAAGCUGCUUCUCUUCCUUCUGUCUGUAAAGUUGCGGCUCCUCCAUCUGCUCGUUGUGGCCUUUCUGUCUCUGCAUCUCCUCCUGCUAGUGCUCCUGAUUUAUCUCCCACGGCCGGAGGAGUAGGUGCGCCGUCAUCGUCCGGUGAAGCAAAUGGGGCAAAUCCAGUUCCAGCCCCCGCAAGGAGUUCCGAUGCGUCCUUUGUCUCUGUCUCUUUUGCAUCUACUCUCUUUAUCACCCUCAUAUCCUCAUAUUUCUAUUGAUGUUUAUUAUUUAGGUCCCUUUUAUUGCUUUGAGAUCUUUUUGUUCUGAAGAGUUUGAUGUUACCAAUUACAUUUUGCUCCCUCUGUUGAUUUUCUUAUCAAUGAGAAUUCUCUAUCUAGCCUUUUCAUGUUCAUGUUUACAUUAUUUUAACAAACUCGAUUUCUGGUCUUA
This is a messenger RNA of Thlaspi arvense, 786 nucleotides long. Lineage: Eukaryota; Viridiplantae; Streptophyta; Magnoliopsida; Brassicales; Brassicaceae. The record is from the annotation of a GenBank genome assembly.